Messenger RNA from Cyphellophora attinorum, 1359 nucleotides. RefSeq lists its product as uncharacterized. The coding region runs from base 1 to 1359 and encodes 452 amino acids. The transcript has a single exon. Lineage: Eukaryota; Fungi; Ascomycota; Eurotiomycetes; Chaetothyriales; Cyphellophoraceae. Gene Ontology annotation, molecular function: hydrolase activity, acting on carbon-nitrogen (but not peptide) bonds. The record is from RefSeq and is a predicted model, not a curated record.
AUGUCCAUUCCCACGCUCGAAUUCAACUCGCCCGUGGAUAUCGAUCAGGUCACAACGCCCUGGAAGCUCAGACCUCAGCCAAAAUAUGUGUUCACGCACGCGAACGUCAUUGACCCUCUCAACGGUGACAUACAGUAUGAUGUCACCGUCGUGCUUGAAGGAGGAAAGAUCUCUUCAGUUGGUGCAGAGCACGAGCAAGAUCAGCAGGAGCAGUACGACAUCAAACUCGACCUAGAUGGUAGAUUCAUCGUGCCUGGCCUGUGGGACUGCCACGUACAUCUGGUCGCAGUGCAGGGCUGUACCACGUUCGAGCAGAUCCUGAACCUUGAUCCGAGCACGUCGCUGCUUCGUCAGCCAGAGGUCGCCGUGGCUAUGCUGGAUCGAGGUUUCACCACAGUCAGAGACUGUGGCGGCGCGCUGUUGCCUCUGAAGCUCGCGCUCGAGCAAGGCAUCCAUCCUGGACCACGACUCUUCAUUGCGGGUCGCCAGCUAUCUCAGUCUGGAGGAUGUACGGACAAGCGUGGGCCUGAUGAUGACAGCAUAUGCUGCGGUGGUGCGAAGCAAGGGGCCUGCCGCACGGUGGAUGGCGUUCCUGAGUGCCUCAAGUUCGCUAGAGAAGAGCUGCGCCUAGGUUCGGAUUUCAUUAAGAUUAUGGCCGGCGGAGGUGUAUCGAGUCCGCGAACCAGGCUGAAUGAUCUCGAAUUCACCGAAGACGAGAUUCGAGCCAUAACAACCGUCGCAUCGAACGCUGGGACUUUCGUAACAGCCCACGCAUACACCCCAGCAGUGAUCAAGCAAGCUGUAAAUUGUGGCGUCAAGGGCAUCGAGCAUGGCAAUAUGAUCGACAAGCCCACCGCGGAGCUGAUGGCUCGAAAUGGUGUCUACCUGACUCCGACGCUGGCAGGGUAUGCGGCUGCCCUAAUACCCGAGCUGAGUGGCUUCGUCGCUCCAGAGUCCAGAGCAAAGCUCGAAGAAGCAAUCAGCACUGGGCUGAGGGCGCUUGAGAUCGCCAAGGAAGCGGGUGUGACAAUCUGUUUCGGUACAGAUCUCAUGGGCCCUCUACAUUUCGCCCAGACAAAGGAAUUCCAGAUACGAAAGUCUGUGCAGAGUGCACUAGAAAUACUGCAGAGCGCGACUGUCAAUGCAGCUAGAAUGAUGGGCCGAGAGGAUGAUAUAGGCCGAAUCAGGCCAGGGUUCCUGGCAGACUUCUUGAUCUUGAACGCCAAUCCGCUGAAUGACAUCACGGUCUUAGACCGACCUGAGGAGCACUUGUUGGCCGUCUGCAAAGCAGGAAGGAUCGUGUCCUCACGGUGGUCGAAACUCAGGGUCGACAGUCGGCGACCUCUUGAGAUAGAGUGA